This is a messenger RNA of Monascus purpureus, 2480 nucleotides long. Lineage: Eukaryota; Fungi; Ascomycota; Eurotiomycetes; Eurotiales; Aspergillaceae. The record is from the annotation of a GenBank genome assembly.
UGACUGCCUAGAUGCAUAACUAUUAUUAUUAUCUUCCAACAACUCCCAACUUCUUCAUUCAACUCUAUCUGAUAAAGUAUUGCCUCCAUUCAGAUACUCAGAAUCACAUCUAUCUAUAGAUUCUCAUGCCACAACCCAGACGCACAACCUAGAUACCAUGCUGCGGAACAUAAAGCAGAGAUACGCCACCGUCACAGGCUCCGAGUCCGCCGCGCGGGACGGCGGCGGCGGUGGUGGUGGUAGUGGUCAAGACCUGGUGUCUAUCCUUGAUCGGUCGCAGCGGGCUGAUUUGAUUGUUCUUAUUACUCUUAUUAUAGAGUCGAUGAGGGGGGUUAUUGUUGAUAAUUUUCGGUUGGGGGUUUCCGAGUUGCAGGAGCGUGUUGAUGAAGUGUGUCAACAUCAAUAUCGACACCAAGAGAAAGAGGAUGAAGAAGAUGAAGACGGAAAUCUAAGGCAAACGGAGCAUUCUGAUGAUGUGCUAGUUCCGCAGCAUUCAGAAGAGUCGGUUCCAGAUUCCGCUAUUAAGGGAGAUGGUAGUUCUACUACUACUGCCUCUAGCACUUCUGCUGUUAACACACCCCAUCCUACGGCAGCUCUUCUACGAGCAGAGGCGGAUACCCUCACCCAUUUCGCGGAUUGGACGGAAUCCGUCCUUCUCCGGAUCGGUAAUGUCGUGAACAGCGACGCUGAUGAGCACAAAAUGCAGCAAAAGCCAUCUCAGACUGAUGUCGGUUCAGAGGAAACGUUAACAACAACAUCAUUGAAGAAAGAUGAAGAGACCCCUGCUGCUCUCCAUCACAUCUACCCUCCCGUGGAGACACCGCUUCUUCAGCUUCCCCGAGCGAAAAGAUUGCUUAUUCUCCAUUCGCUGCUUCUUCUGCUUUUGAGCCUGGAGCACUAUAAUGCAUACUCGCGCGUAUUUAUGCUGCGUCUGACGUCGAGUUUGGGGCUGAGCUUGAAGGACUUGAACGGUGAUGAGUCUAGAGUCGCUCGAGGCUUACUCGAUGCCGCGGUGGCGCUCUCCGGGCGCGAGCAGCAGCAGACUAAGAAGAGUGAUCCUUCGAGGAAGUGGAAAGUCGGAGUUGCGUCUGUGGCGGGGGCUGCUUUGAUUGGGAUCACGGGGGGACUUGCCGCUCCUCUCGUUGCUGCCGGGCUUGGGACGGUGCUGGGGGGUCUGGGACUCGGUGCAACGGCCGCAGCUGGGUAUCUGGGAGCGCUUGCUGGGAGUAGUGUAAUUGUUGGUGGGCUCUUUGGGGCAUACGGAGGCCGGAUGACCGGUCGGAUGAUGGAUAAAUACGCUCGUGAGGUUGAAGAUUUCGCCUUCGUUCCUAUACGCGGUCGUCGCCAGAGAAUUGAAAACGAGAGAGAAGCUGCUCAGCAGGACCAUCGACUGCGCGUCACGAUUGGCAUCACCGGCUGGGUCACGGAGGAAGAUAACUUUGUCAUCCCAUGGCGGGUUAUUGGGGCUGAUACGGAGGUUUUCGGUCUCCGCUGGGAACUGGAGGUGCUGAUGAAUCUUGGAAAUUCCAUCAGCGCCCUGGUGACCAGUGCAGCGUGGUCAGUUGCCGGGCGAGAGGUACUGUCGCAUACUAUCUUCUCGACACUGAUGAGCGCCGUCAUGCUCCCCCUGGGUCUUUUGAAAGUUGCCCGCGUGGUCGAUAACCCCUUCAGCGUAGCCAAGGCCCGAGCGGACAAGGCUGGACGAGUGCUCGCUGACGUACUGAUCAACAAGGCACAGGGAGAACGCCCAGUGACACUCAUCGGCUACUCAUUGGGUUCUCGCGUCAUCUACUCCUGUCUACAGAGCCUGGCCUCGCAACGAGCAUAUGGGCUAGUGGAAUCCGCUAUUCUAAUGGGCUCCCCGACCCCGUCAGACACAGGUGACUGGCGCAUGAUGCGCAGCGUUGUCAGCGGACGACUGGUCAACGUUUUCUCCGAGAACGACGCGGUCCUUGCAUUCCUGUACCGAACCAGCAGUCUUCAACUUGGCAUCGCGGGUCUCCAGCCAGUCCAGGGCUUAUCUGGGGUAGAGAAUGUAAACGUGAGCGACCUGAUUAGCGGCCACCUACGCUAUCAGUAUCUCAUCGGGAAGAUCCUCACCGUGAUUGGGCUGGAGGAUAUUGAUGUCCGGGAGGCGGCGCGUGAAGAAGCAGCGCUGGCAGCUCGGGAUCAUGAACAAGAGCAGGAACGAAGACAGAAUGAAUGCCAGGCUGGGGUGGAGGGUCAGAAGCCUCCUAAGAGUAUCAAUGCGGAGACUAAUAUCGACAAAGCCAUGGAUGAUGAAGGAGAUAGGCUCCAGAGACAGGUUGAAAGGAAGACACAGGAGCAUCUUAUGUACCGCAAGGUUGAGCAAUGGGAUACGACUAGACAUGACUGAUUGUUAUUACAGAAUGCCUAUAGCUGUUUCUGGAACUCUGUAAAUACACAUUAAUGAUAAAUAUCUCACUUCAUCUACUGGAAAUACAUAUGGGGUAUAAAAC